Molecule: messenger RNA, 618 nt
Organism: Huiozyma naganishii CBS 8797
Lineage: Eukaryota; Fungi; Ascomycota; Saccharomycetes; Saccharomycetales; Saccharomycetaceae
Gene: MHR1
Product: mitochondrial 54S ribosomal protein mL67
Exons: 1
Coding region: 1-618 (205 amino acids)
Biological process (GO): DNA recombination; positive regulation of mitochondrial DNA replication
Cellular component (GO): nucleus; mitochondrial large ribosomal subunit
Molecular function (GO): single-stranded DNA binding; structural constituent of ribosome; DNA strand exchange activity
Source: RefSeq, a predicted model, not a curated record
AUGAAUAAGUUUCGUACUGCCAAGUGGCUAAUGAAGCAUGGUUCCCAGCCACAGGUGUACUUGUUUCGUCACUUGGAGAAAGGGUCUGUAGUUUACUCACAGUUCCCGCGAGUGACGAAGCAGUCCCUUGAGAAGGGGUACCCAAGGCCGUGUUGGGAUAAUAAGAAGCCCGAAGGUAGGAGAGACCUUUGGAAGUUGAUGUGUUUGGUUAGGACAGGUAGUCAUGAGAGUGCGGUCCAGUUGUACCAAAAUCUGAACAGAUUGAGGUACAUGAGGGAUGUGCUUUACCCUAGCCAAGCGCAGAAGUGGAGAAAGCUCAAUGAGGAUAAGAGAAUCUGGUACUCUGGGCAAUUCCGACCAGUGUACGGACAAGAGGCAGUGGCAGAUUUAAGAGAAUCCCUGCUGAAACUAAACUUGGGGGACUCCCAAGGAUCCGAGCCUCCCAACAUUGGUCCCGUAACGAUAUUCUGGGAAGAUCUGUGGCGGAUGGGUAACAAGGACACGCAUUGGCAGGAAAAGGACUUCCCAUUCCCUAUACAACACGAACAAAUACCUCGCGAGGGGAACGUUGUCCGGGAGGAGAGUGCUUUGAUAAAAGAGCUCAGCAAUCAAGUAUAA